Glarea lozoyensis ATCC 20868 is the source of this 1218-nucleotide messenger RNA. RefSeq names its product Multidrug resistance efflux transporter EmrE. The record is from RefSeq and is a predicted model, not a curated record. Gene Ontology annotation, cellular component: Golgi apparatus; endosome; trans-Golgi network. Bases 1 to 1218 code for a protein of 405 amino acids. The transcript has 5 exons. Gene Ontology annotation, molecular function: antiporter activity. Lineage: Eukaryota; Fungi; Ascomycota; Leotiomycetes; Helotiales; Helotiaceae.
AUGGGCGAAGAAAAAGCGCGUAUCUCAGGGGAUUCGCCUCGGGGAACCGAUGCGCCAGUCCUUCCAACGGUCAAUCCAGCCAUCGAAAAACUUGCAGAACCUGCGUCUAACGGAAUUCAUCCUGCUUUUUAUGUCAUUGUCUGGAUUUCACUCAGCUCUAGUGUCAUUUUGUUCAACAAAUGGAUUCUGUCUACACUUGGCUUCAAAUACCCAAUCCUCCUCACAGCAUGGCAUCUUGUCUUCGCGACGGUCAUGACGCAGAUCAUGGCGAGAACCACAACUCUUCUUGACGGGCGCAAAACAGUCAAAAUGACGGGGCGAGUGUAUCUCAGAGCCAUUGUACCAAUUGGUGUAUUCUUCAGCUUGAGUUUGAUCUGCGGAAACUUAACAUACUUGUACCUGAGUGUUUCAUUCAUUCAAAUGCUCAAGGCUACUACACCUGUUGCAGUUCUCGUUGCUGGAUGGUGUCUCGGAUUGGAAAAGCCCGACCUCAAGAAACUCGGGAACGUGUCAUUCAUCGUCAUUGGUGUUGUUUUGGCUUCGUUCGGUGAAAUCGACUUCGUCUUGAUUGGUUUCCUUUACCAGAUGGGAGGAAUCGCUUUCGAGGCUGUCAGAAUUUGCUUGGUUCAACGCUUGUUAAACGGAUCGGAAUUCAAGAUGGACCCUCUAGUAUCUCUAUACUACUUUGCCCCAGUUUGCGCAUUCAUGAACUUGACAGUAGCUCUUUUCUGGGAAGUACCAAAGGUCUCAAUGGCUGAAGUGUACGCCGUAGGCCUGGGAACCUUCUUCGCAAAUGCAUGCUGCGCGUUCCUCCUGAAUGUAUCUGUGGUGUUCUUGAUUGGCAAGACCUCAGGUCUCGUCCUCACCCUUUGCGGUGUCCUCAAGGAUAUCCUUCUCGUUAUUGCGUCUAUUCUUAUCUGGGGCACCAAGAUUUCCGGUCUCCAAGUGUUUGGAUACGGCAUUGCCCUUGCUGGUAUGGUAUACUACAAGUUAGGACAGAAGGAAUUGAAGCCAUUUAUUCAAGAGGGGUCAAGGAAAUGGGCCGAAUUCGGCGCAACUCGACCAGUUCUCCGCAAACUUAUCGUCAUCGGGGCUGUCUUCAGUUUGGUCGUUCUUCUCUUGGCUGGUGUCGGACCUCAAACAAACAUUGACACCAAGAAAUUGAUCGACGCAGCGAAAUCAUACGGUACAACGGGCACAGUCGGCGCCAAUCUAUGA